Messenger RNA from Metopolophium dirhodum (rose-grain aphid), 4318 nucleotides. It is a transcript of the gene Fas2, whose product is annotated as fasciclin-2. The coding region runs from base 387 to 2708 and encodes 773 amino acids. Gene Ontology annotation, biological process: cell adhesion. The record is from RefSeq and is a predicted model, not a curated record. The transcript is spliced from 11 exons. Gene Ontology annotation, molecular function: protein binding. Gene Ontology annotation, cellular component: membrane. Lineage: Eukaryota; Metazoa; Arthropoda; Insecta; Hemiptera; Aphididae.
GGCCGCCGUCAUCGUUUCGCGCGUCGCCGUGCCGUCGUCACCACAGUCGUUGUCCGCCGUCGUCGUACGCACAUUCUCGUACGCACCGCCGUGCCGUCGUCACCGUCUGCUUGCCUGUCGCUCGCCCGCGGGUUAAUCGCCACGCCGUAUUUAUAAUAAUAUUAUCACUCGGACAAUGUCGCCGGUACGCCGUUGACGAGUUACCGCCAAAACUGGACAAAAGUCGUAAUAUCCGCGUUCCGACAUAACAACAUUCACCGUAAGACAAAUCUUUCGAUAUUUUUAUCGUCUUCUCGAGACGCGUGCGAUACACAAGUUAGCCGGUGAUAAUAAUAUUUUGUCGUCGUCGUCGUUAUUAUUCGCGUCCGGCGGAAAACCACACGAUUAUGACGCGAAACCGCUUGUCGUCGUCGUGGCCUUCCACGCAGCUACUGGCCUUGGUUCUACUCGUCGCCGUCGUUACAGACGCCACGGCUAAAGAACCUUCGCUGAUCAUCCGACCGACACAACCGAAACAGGUUAAACCGAUUGGCUCGUCUUUGAUAUUGAACUGCCAGCCCGACGUCGAACAACCUGAACUCAUAAAGUAUCUCAAAUGGCUAGAUCCGCAGAACAGGACUAUCGAUCAGACCUCGACCGCCGGAGCGCACGUGACCACUACGUUUACUUCCAGCAACAAUUUGGGGCUGGUGAUAACUGGACUCACCGAAGCUGAUGUGGGCACGUACACGUGCACCGCCACUUAUUCCAAUUCUGAAUAUCUGGUCCGCAGUGUGAUCGUCGACAGUUUCUACGACAUCACGUGGGUGGACGCUCCUACCGAACAAUAUCCGAUAGCUGGAACUAGUUACAAAGUGCGCUGCAAAGUCAAGGCCAAUCCCGCGCCACUGGUCGACUGGUACAAGGAAGACACCAGGAUUCAAGACGGCAACGGAUUCGUCAAGGACAUCGACGGUCUGCUGAUCCAAAAUGUCACCGCCGAAGACGACGGUUUGUACAAGUGCCGUGCCAUCGUCUUGGACACGGGUAACAUCCUGGACCGGGACAUCAGAGUGGAGGUUCACAUCCCGCCGACGUUUGCACCCGACCAAGUUUCCCAGCUGGAAGUGGUCGAGGGCGAGAUGGCCAGCGUGCGGUGCGCGGCCAACGGUAAACCGGAACCCAGGGUGACGUGGAUACACAUGCCGGACCAGCGGGACUUGAGCGAGGGAACCGAGAGGUACUCCGUGAACAAGCUGACGGGCGUGUUGAGCCUGAACCGCAUCAGCCGCACCGACAACGGUCAGUUCAAGUGCGUGGCCAGCAACGCGGCCGGUCAGAUCGAGCGGUUGGUCAACGUGGUCGUGCUCAUCAAGCCCGAGGUGCUGGACGUGACCAACGUGUCAGUACCCAUCAACACCGAGGCCAGAGUCAAGUGCUCUGCAAACGGCAACCCUCUGCCGUCGAUCAUGUUCAGGAGAGUGGGAACGAACGUCGUCAUAAAAUCGGGAAUCGAAGAUUAUCGCAUUAGCGUGGAGCACGACACCGUGGGGGACUUGGCAAUGGCCACUCUUGUGAUUAAACACCUGAACCGAUCCGACGACGGACUGUACACGUGCAUCGCGUCGAACAAGGGCGGCGAAGGGACGAAAAACGGUCAUCUGACCGUCGAGUUCCCGCCAGUGUACGCCAGCAACAUGGUUAAGGAGGUGUGGACGUGGAACCGGAUGCCUGUGAACCUGUCGUGCGUGUCCGAAUCGCUGCCGAACGCUUCCAUCACGUGGCUUCUGAACAACCGUAUAGUGGAGGACGACAUCAAUGUGCAAAAGUUCGGAAAGGGCCCUUACAGCAACCUGCUGGUGACACCGGUCGAUCAGCGCUACUACGGCGUGUACUCGUGCCUGACCAAAAACAUUCACGGCGAGAACAACGCUCAAAUCACUCUCCGGGAGGCGCAUCGGCCGUCCAAAGUGUCUCAGACCAAGUUUGACGUCAUCACCGCUACGACGAUUUCGUUUGGUUUCGUGGGUCCGACAGACACGGGUGGUAUCAGAGUCAAAGCCUAUGCCGUCCAGUACAAGGAGGUAAAACAGUCGUGGGAUGAAGGUCGCAACAAAUCUUGGCCAGUGGACACGCCUUACAUACUGGAAAACCUGGAAGCGCACAGGACCUAUAUGUUCAGGUUCGCCGCCAUCAACGACGUGGGUACCAGCGACUGGAAUUCUCCGGAACAGCGUACCAUGCCCAAAAGAAGCGCUCCUGAGGAACCAAAAAUAUUGGUUAACAAGGACGUGUACACCGAUGAUUACAUCAACUCGCCGUACGGCAACAGCUACGAAGUGAACUGGAAGAUACCGGCCGACAACGGGGAGCCCAUAAACCUGUACAACGUUCGUUAUUGCGUAGCCGACAAGGUAAACACGAUGUGGGUAACCAGAACAGAAUCGUGCCGGAGCGAGGACCUCAAGUCUCCGGACAAGACAGCGUUUUUGAUGGACAAUCUAAACGCUGACACGUUUUACAGAGUGGAAGUCAGAGCCCACAACGAAAUUGGAUUUAGCGUACAGUCAGAACUCGUCUUCAAGACUGCGACCGAGCAAACCGCAAAGGUGGCCGUCAUCAACGCGGCGGCGACCGUUAACCGAUUGGCCGUACGCGAUUGUAUUGUCGCCUUGUCGGCAUUGAGCUUAGCUGCUUCCUUUGGCGGCAACCGCUGGUGGUUACGCUAAAAAACUCGUGCGAAACGUUUUUAGCAUAAUAUUAUUAUUAUUAUGACGAUUAUGAUUAUUAUUAUUAACUUUUCCCGUUUGACUUACAGUCGCUAUGUUUUUUGUUUCAUUUUUUUUUUUUUUUUUACAAUUAUUCCUCGUAAUUAAUAUUAAUUAGGCAUUAUAAUAAUAUACUGUAUUCACCUCUCUAUACUACGCGUGUACGCAGUCAUGUCUCGCGAACGAUAAUAAUAUCAUUAACAGUUUAUUUUUCUCACCGACAAAAUAUUAUUAUUUGCCUGAAAUAAUAAUACAUUAAUUAUUAUAAUAUUAUUGUAAAAUGACUGCUAAAAUCGAAACGUUUGAUAACGGUUAGUGUGUAUAAUAAUAUUAUAUAUGUUUUUUGCGUGCAGUACCUACGCAGCUGUUGCACGUGAUAAGGUAUAUAUAGUAUCAUAUUAUUAUUGUGUAGAUUUUUAAGCCUUGUACUUGUCUAAUAUUAUAUAUAUAUAUAAUUGUUGUGAUAAAAUCAUAUAAAUGUUUGUAAUGUAUAUGUGUGUAUGAACGACUACGAAUCUCAGGACGAUAUAUCCUAUAUAGGUGUUUUAUUUUACUCAGCAGUCUGUCUCUCUAUACAUUCGUUUCCCGCGGUGACAUUUUUAUUUUUUAUUUUCAUAUACUAUGUUGGCAAGAAGAGAGGUCAUCGCUUUUAUAAUAAUAAUUUGUCUCAAUUUCAAAAUAUAUUACUGCCCAGUAUCGCGUUUUGUCAAAAUAAGUCUUUCAACGGCGUACCUGAUGGCGACCAUAGAGCAGCAUCGCAUUAAAAUAUUCGAUAACUUAGUUGACGUUCGAUUGAUUUGCGUCCAUGUGCAGUUCGGUCAGCGAUUACUCAUAUUUUGUCUAUACUGGAAAUUAUAACAUUAUUAAAUACAGUUUAAUAUUACAGUACGACGGAAUCGGCCAUAGUAUACAAUAUUAUUCGCUAAUACUUCACUAUCGUCUCACCUGUGAAUUUAACCUCCCCGUCGAUAUCCAUUUACGCCACUCCUAAUAUGUCGUUGCGCCGAUACCAUGGUAUCGAAUUGGUUUCCGACCUGGAGUACUAUUAUACCCAUAUAUAAUUUCCGACAUAAUAUUAUAUGUUUUUUUUUAUACCAUACGUUUUCCCUGCAUUACCGCCGUCCUAGUGAUAAUAUAAUAAUAUUAUAAAUUAUAUUAACACCAUCGUAUGUGUAAAUAUUAUCCACGCUUCAUCACAUAUAAAUAAUAUUAUAAUAUAAUAGCAGUUUAUACCGAGAUACGAAUAAUAUUCUUAUUCGUUUAAAUAUUAUUACCAUGGUAUACCUACCUAAUAAUAUCAUACUAUAGUGUAGGUAUAUAGCGAGUAGAAGUCAUACAUAUUAUACAUAAACUAUAUUUUUAUUUUAUAAUUUUUUUUUUUUGAAUAUAGGAUAAAAAACAAAUCUUAGGAUUUAAGUUAUACUCACUUUUUUUUAAUAGUCGCCUGUUUUAAAUAAACGAUUUAGAUAUUAUGAUAUUAUAUUAUUAUUCUGUAUAAUUUGUCACCGAUUUUAUUAAUGUACCUACCAUUAUUGAUAUUAUGAUAACUAUUAUUAUUAUAUAUUAUAAUA